Molecule: messenger RNA, 945 nt
Organism: Fibroporia radiculosa
Lineage: Eukaryota; Fungi; Basidiomycota; Agaricomycetes; Polyporales; Fibroporiaceae
Exons: 10
Coding region: 1-945 (314 amino acids)
Cellular component (GO): peroxisome
Source: RefSeq, a predicted model, not a curated record
AUGUCGAAAUUUGACCUUGCUAAAGCCGUUGGCUUCCAGCUCAACGAUAAAGAGGUGUCUUGGAAUCAGAGAGACUUGCUCAUAUAUGCAGUUGGCAUUGGAGCGAAGAAAGAUGAAUUUUCAAUAGUAAACGAGCUCGACAAAUCAUGGGCACCGUUCCCGACAUAUCCAGUAGUUCUCAUGUUUAAAGGCCUCAGUCAAGAUGUUGUUGAUUUCCGUCAGCUCAUGAGCGAGGGCAAGCGGACGCCAGAUCUACCCAAGUUCGACCCGAAUCGUAUCGUGCACGGAUACCAGACUAUUGAGAUUCUCAAACCUCUUCCUGCAGUCAGCGGACCAGGAUGGAAACUUCAAAGACGCAUCGUUGGUAUCAGCGAAAAUAAGUCUGGUAUCAUCAUUGAAGACGAAUCUGUGCUCGCAGAUGGGAAUGGCAUUCCAUACGCUAAACUUUACUCCGCUUCGUUUAAUCUUGGCGCGAAAGUCACUGGCAGCAAUUUUACUAAGCGCGUUGCAGGUCCACCGCAAGCGAAGCCAGUUCCCAAGGAUCAGAAACCCGACUGGGUGAUCAGUGACCAGACCACGCCUGAGCAGGCCAUCAUUUAUCGGCUUAGCGGGGACUACAACAUGUUACAUAUUGAUCCCAGUAUUGGUAAAGCGGCAGGGUUCGGCGGGGUGAUUCUGCAUGGCCUUUCGUCGUUCGGUUUCGCAGCGCGUGCCGUCAUCUCUGCUAUUGGCGGAGGCGAUCCCCGUUCACUCAAACUUUUUGGCGCUCGAUUUACAUCACCCGUCAAGCCUGGUGACGCGCUUGAGACAUCUGUAUGGGCAGUGGGUGCGGGACCAGAUGGCACUACAGAAGUUACGUUCGUUACAAAGAACGUUACCACCGGCAAGCUCUGCCUCGGUGGCGGAAUCGCAUAUGUGAAGAAAUUUGAGAAAGGGAAGCUCUGA